AGAAGAUCAUAUGUUCCUUGAGUGUUUUCUAUUUUCGUUAUGCAUGUGUGUUGUUUCUGAUCAUUUUGUUUAUUUCUUCUUUCAAGAAUUUUCUUGGGGUUCUUUGUUAACAACCCUUGGAUUUGAAUUUAGUUUCAUACUAUAAUAAAUUCGCUAUAUACAAAAGUGCCACCCUUAAUUAUUGGAUUAGUCUCAAAUAAGCACAUGCAUACGUACAAAUUAUUCACUGAUUUGAAUCUCAGUUCUGACGUUAAUGGAUAUAUCUAUCGUGUAUAAGGUAGGUGUUCAAAGCAAUAUAAAAUCAACGAUAAAAAUCUUCAGUUUACAGGAUGUCAUAUCACAUGAUAAAUGCUAAAAAAAUUGGUUCGCUGUGAAGCCCUUGUAUAUAUCGGAUCAGGUUAUAAAGAAUCACGCUGAUUUUUUUAACAAUACCGUCCAGUACUGUAGUUUGAAUGUUCUAUCGGAACUACAUCUACACUGAUAUCUUUUCAAAAAGAUUGUUCGGGUCCCAAAAGUACUUGGUUUUUCUAUCAAAACCAGUAUAACACUUUUUAGUUACAAUUUUUAAAGCAAAGAUAUAUACUUGGAUUUGAAGUAACAGGUAUGAAAACUUGACCAAAACAGAUUCCCUAAGGGUUUGUUCAACUCCUUGAAUUUGUCAAUCCAAAGAGGUUGAUUCCUCUUGACCCAUGUUUUCGUAUCUUUUUACUAAUUUAUAAUUUUUCCGUUUCAAAAUAAAUGAUAUUUUGAAGAGUUUUUGAUAUUUCAUAUACAUAAUAUAUUAAUUCUUUUUGUUAGCAACUUAAACAAAUUUGUAGACUUUGCAAACCAAAAUGGUAGUUUCGCAUCCAUAUGGACAACAAACGACAGUUGAUUUCUUGCACUGCGUGCUAGACUGUUCGCUUUUGAAUUCUACGGUCGUGGUAUAUGAAUGAGUUAUGAGCUGUUGAAAUUCCUCUUCAAAAUAACAUGCAAAGGCUGGCUAUUCUUCUAGUUCCAAAACUUUUUUAUAUAUUAAUUUUAGUUUUAUUGAAAAAAUUGUAUGACUAACAAUGUUUUAUAAUUUUUUUGAUGAUUGUCUAAACUAAUUUUGCUUAUAUUUUUAAUGCUCAUUUUUAGAAAAUGUAUGUCUUAACUUUUGUGUUUCUACUUUCUCACUAAAACAUUAUCUAUUUUAAAAUAGAGAAAAAAAUAUAUUUUUUGACAACUAAAAUGGUUAAAAUCCGGAUCUAUUAAAAACACAUACUUAAUUUUUGGGUGGGAGAUGCAACCCACGAAUAAACCACUUUCCGGAUAUUCAAAUAGGCCGUAAAUAAUGAGUCUAUAUCCGCGUGGCCACAUGUAAAGCUAAUAAUUUUACACUAGAGAAAAAUCGAUCUUUCGCCUAGACCAACGUAGCAACUUUUCUUCUAGCGAAAGCUGGUAAACCACCACGUCAUUAGAGAAAAAAUAUUUCUUUUUUAUUAAAAUUCUAACAAACAUGAAUAUGUGUUAUUUACGGUAUACGAUAUACACAAUUUGUAAUGCAGAUUCAUAAAAACUGAUUACAAGUAUGAUGAAAAUAACUAAUUUUAGAGGAAAUAUACCAUUUCGAGUUAGAUUCAACGAAUAUAUGUUUCAGAAAUGAAAGAAAUCAUAUCGUUUUGAAAUUCAGAGACUCAUAUUUCAUAUCAUCAUGCCAAUUGAAAUGAUGGUUACGAUGAUAAUGAAUACUUUCCGACCAACGCGUUGUCUCCUCUUUCUUUUGUCCUUUUUUCAUUUACCUUUCUUUAAUUUUUUUUAUUGUGAUUCUUCAUUUACAUAUUACCGUAAAUGGUUAGUGCUUAAAACUUAUUGGUGUAUGAAUCUCGGCCGCCGACAAAAAUCUGUACUUGAAGACAUUCGUGGAACUUCAAACGUUAUAUUAUUUCUUGCAUUAAUAUAUUACCACGCGCGUUGUCACGAACGCGAAGCCGAGUCUACUCUGGUCCUAAACACGUACUACAUACAACCGGUCUCUGCUGUUCCACUCCGGUAGAUGACCAUUGACCUCAUAAAAUAUACUAUUAAAGUAGCCACAUACACUAGUAAAUAUUGUAAAUAGUGUUAGAAUGGCCGCAUACCAUCUCCAGCUCAUUUCUAUUUUUAUUUAUAUGUUUUUUUAAAUAAUUUGUUUUAUUGUAGAGCUAAAUUUGCUCCAAUGUAUAUACUUAUAUAAUAGAGUUCUUCUAUUUAUAAAAUUUUUUAUAGAGAUAUGUUAUUUUCACCUCUAAAUACAAAGACAAAAAGUAUUUUUUUAUAUAUUUUCUUCUAAAAUAAAAGAACUCUAUUAUAGAAGCAUACAUCGGAACAAUUCCACCUAUAUAAUAGAAAUCUUUAUUUUAAAAUAAAAUAUAGAAACAUACAUUAGAGAUACUCUUAUUAAAAAAUGCUUAAUUUUUUCUUGGUCAAAGAAAUUUUUUGUAUAACACCAAAUGUUUGGUGGUUAUGAGAAAUUUUCUAACUAGUAGUAGUUAGACCAUCAUUAAUCACAGUCUCUUAACUGGAGUUCUUAACUUUGGCUAAGAGACGGUUCUUAGUUUUUCUUAGUUUUUUAACUAAGAAAAGCUAAAAAUCGUCUCUUAUAUAAAAGAUAUAAGAGCUGUCUUUUAAUCAAAAAUUAUAAAAAAAAAACAAAACAAAAAAGUGUCAAAUCAUGAGAUAAGAAUCCCGACUAAAAGACCGAAGUUAAUCAUGCCCUUAGUUAUCUACACAUAGAAACCCUAUUAUCCUAUUUUAACAAAAAUAUUGUAACAUAAUAACAAAAAUAUUGUAACAUAAUACAAAGUUCACAUGGCAAGUUCUUUCUCAAAAAAAAAAAAGUUCACAUUGCAAGUGAUCGACAAUCAAACAUAAUACAAUAUUGACAACUAAUACUCAAAUUCUUUGAUGUGAGUCUCAGAGAUAUCGACCGUUGCUUACAAAACAAUUCAAAUUAUUAAACACAUGAUACAAUUAUAUCUCUCCCGACAGUCAGAAUAUAAGAAAAGAUCAAUAACUAGAAAUGUAUGUUGACGUUAACGGAAAUGUGGGUGGCCGAGCACGCACGCCGGUCUGGCACCGCCCUUUCAACUUUUGCGGCCUUCUAAGCUCUCACGAAUCUCAACCACUUUCGUCCCUUUCCUUCAUUUUCAAACUUAUCGGCCCAAAGACGUAUGCAUGCAUACUCGAUCGACUAUACCAAAAUGAAAAUAAAAAGAGAGGUAUGUAUCAGUGUAUAUAUGUAUGUUUUGCUUGUUUCUUCGGUCUGGGACUCUUCAAAUUGCACCGACUGACACUCUUUGUAUAUACAUAGAAGCCCAUUACAGUUUCCCACUUAUUCUGGCCCAUUAUUGUUUAUAGAUCAAUUCAAAUUCUUUUUAAAUCCACCAUGCUUCAUUUUUUUUACUCCUUGAUCCAUUACCUAUUGAAAACUUAAUAACGAAUAAAAUGAUUGGUGUAUCGACUUCACGGUGUCGGUGAGGAUUGUGCGAAAAUCGUUGGUGAAACCAUGCACCUUGUGUUGAAAGAUACACAUGUAGAGAAUAGUAAACCCGUUUACAGACAAGCCAAAAUAUUAGAGAGAUCAUAAUAAAGGGAUGUCAAAAUUGCAACUAACUUGGAAAAAAAAAGGAAAAUUGAUUAAAAAAAUCCGACCUGCCGGAAUCGAACCAGCGACCUAAAGAUUUGCUGUCACAGACUACAGUCUUCCGCUCUACCAACUGAGCUAAGGUCGGUUAUUGUUUGUUGCGCAACAUAAUUUUAAAUAAACAAACAAUGCUGAUUGUCUUGAUAACCAGUUUACAAACCGGAGAAGAAAACCAGCAAGCGAGUAGCUUACCAAAUAAUCAACCACCUAAAAUUUAAAACAUUAUUUUCCUCUCUCUCUCUCUAAUCUACCGUUGUAAAUUUCUAGAUCCGUCUCAUGUGCUACAAGUCAAAAUUUACGGUCAAUUGACGUAUCGGUUCGACUCCAAAACCGGGACACGCACACGGUUUCAAUUUGACUGAAUCGCACGUGCCGUGUUGGGAUUGCACGUGGAAGCAAAGAGAUAGAGAGAGAGAACUGUUAACGUCGUCACUUGCGGUUAACGCCGGAUUCUCCUUCACCGGCCGUCCCUUAAAGCCACAGCCUUUUAUCCAAAACUCACUCACCGGAGUCAAAGUGAAUACCUUUUCUUCUGGGUUUCCUGACUUGAAUCUGAAAAUAUCGUCUUGGACGGGAAGACUCUCUCUCUCUCUCUCUCUCUCUCUCUCUCUCUCUCUCUCUCUCUCUCUCUCUCUCUCUCUCUCUCUCUCUCUCUCUCUCUCUCUCUCUCUCUCUCUCUCUCUCUCUGUGUGUGUAUAAAUACGCCAUACAAUGAACGAUCCGUAAGAACCAUCCCAACAAAGCAAUGAAGAAGCCUGCAUCCGUUACGAUGGAGCACGUUCUCUUAGCCUUACGAGAGAGCAACGACGAGAGAGAGAUGAGGAUCCGCAGCCUAUUCGAUUUCUUCGACAACUCCACUCUAGGCUUCUUAGACUACGCCCAGAUCGAAAAGGGUCUCGCUUCCCUCCAGAUCCCUCCCGAGUACAAGUACGCAAGAGACCUCUUCAGAGUCUGCGACGCCAACAGAGACGGCCGCGUCGAUUACCACGAGUUCCGCCGCUACAUCGACGCCAAGGAGCUCGAGCUUUACAUAAUCUUCCAAGCCAUCGACGUCGCUCACCACGGCUGCAUUUUCCCCGAGGAGCUCUGGGAGGCCCUCGUCAAAGCCGGGAUUGAGAUAGAUGACGAGGAGCUCGCGCGCUUCGUGGAGCAUGUUGAUAAGGACAACAACGGAACGAUAACGUUCGAGGAGUGGAGAGACUUUCUUUUACUAUACCCUCACGAAGCCACCAUCGAGAACAUAUACCACCACUGGGAGAGAGUGUGCUUGAUUGACAUUGGGGAGGUAGCUGUUAUCCCCGACGGUAUAAGCCAACACGUCAAAAGAAGUAGAUUACUUCUCGCCGGAGGAUUAGCCGGAGCCGUAUCUAGAACCGCGACCGCACCGUUGGAUCGGUUAAAAGUUGUUCUGCAAGUCCAGAGGGAGCACGCGGGUGUCCUCUCGACCGAGGAAGAUAAGCUUACGGGUUUCUUCAGAGGUAAUGGUUUAAACGUCAUGAAGGUAGCUCCCGAGAGCGCUAUUAAGUUCUGCGCUUUCGAGAUGCUGAAGCCUUUGAUUGGGGGAGAGGGAGGAGGGGAUAUUGGGACGAGCGGGAGGCUUUUGGCCGGUGGAAUGGCUGGCGCGGUGGCUCAGACGGCUAUCUACCUUAUGGAUUUGGUGAAGACGAGGCUGCAGACAUGUGGGAAGGCGCCGGAGCUGUGGAAGCUCACUAAGGAUAUAUGGGUGAGAGAGGGGCCUAGGGCGUUUUACAAGGGUCUCUUUCCUUCGCUUCUUGGGAUUGUUCCUUAUGCGGGCAUCGACUUAGCUGCUUAUGAAACGUUAAAGGACUUGUCUAGGACGUACAUUCUUCAUGACACUGAGCCUGGUCCGUUGAUACAACUGAGCUGUGGGAUGACAUCAGGAGCUCUUGGAGCAUCGUGCGUUUACCCGUUACAGGUUGUAAGAACAAGAAUGCAAGCGGAUAGUUCAGAGACGACGAUGAAGCAAGAGUUUAUGAAUACGAUGAGAGGUGAAGGUGUGAGAGGUUUCUACAGAGGACUAUUACCGAAUCUUCUCAAAGUGGUUCCGGCGGCUAGCAUUACGUAUAUUGUUUAUGAAGCUAUGAAAAAAAAUAUGGCUCUUGAUUAAAGCCAAAUACGAAAAUUUUCUCGGAGUUAGUCAUUCUUUUUUGUU
Brassica rapa (field mustard) is the source of this 5819-nucleotide messenger RNA. RefSeq names its product calcium-dependent mitochondrial ATP-magnesium/phosphate carrier protein 3. Lineage: Eukaryota; Viridiplantae; Streptophyta; Magnoliopsida; Brassicales; Brassicaceae. Gene Ontology annotation, biological process: transmembrane transport. Gene Ontology annotation, molecular function: calcium ion binding. The record is from RefSeq and is a predicted model, not a curated record.